AUGGCGAAACGAGUCGGAGAAUCCUCCGACUCCUUGUCUCGGCGACGCCCAACUUUCGCGACUCGAACUGCUCAAGAGGAUGUCUCACGUCUCGACCCGGGGGACUCGGCCCAUGCUAUCUCCGACGAACGUACUCGCCUGCUACCCUGGCCACCGACUCAAUGGGCCCGUCCGUAUGAGCCCGUGAAUUCGUCAGAACCAACCGAGGACCAACGCCAUUCCUCACCCAUGAAUUACUUCCGGGGAAUUUCUCGGUGGUGGCAUAACGGAGGGGACCACGAUCAAGAACAGCAGACCAGUGGAGACACCACUUCACAAAAUGUGUACCUGUCUGCGGAUCCUCUCCUUGACCCCCGCGCUGAUAAGAAGGACAAGAGUGGACAUCGAUCCCGAUCGGUGGAUGAGCCGAAGAAGCUUGGUACAUUCUCAGGUGUCUUUGUUCCAACGACAUUGAAUGUCCUGAGCAUUCUUAUGUUCCUUAGGUUCGGAUUCAUCCUGGGACAAGCUGGUGUAUUGGGCAUAUUAGGGCUGCUACUUGUAUCAUACACAAUCAACCUCGUGACAACGAUGUCUCUGUCCGCAAUCGCAACGAACGGGACGGUCCGAGGCGGUGGUGCCUACUACCUUAUUUCUAGAUCUCUGGGCCCCGAAUUUGGUGGCUCCAUCGGCAUUGUAUUCUAUCUUGGUUAUGUGUUCAAUACGGGCAUGAAUGCUGUUGGCUUAGUGGACUGUUUUACUCAGAACUUUGGGAUGCAGUCUGGGGACUGGGCCAACUUCUUGCAGGAAGGCUUUUGGUGGCAGUACCUAUGGGGAACUAUUAUACUGGUAUUCUGCACGGGUAUUUGCUUGGCAGGAAGUUCCAUAUUUGCGAGGGCAAGUAACGGGCUUUUGGUCAUACUACUCGUGGCAACCUUCAGCAUACCGCUCUCUGCAGUUUUUAUGAAGCCUUUCUCAAUCCCUCGCCAGGGCGUGGAGUUCACGGGACUUCGUUUGAAAACUUUGAUGGGGAAUCUUAAACCUCAUCUAACCAAGGGAGCUGCAGGAAGCCAAAUAAAAGGACGAGAGAACUUCCAAGAUCUAUUUGGCAUCCUAUUUCCUGCCACUGGAGGUAUUUUUGCAGGUGCAAGUAUGUCCGGUGACUUGAAGAACCCGAGCAAGGCUAUUCCUAAGGGCACACUCUCGGGUUUGGCCUUGACCUUUGUCGCCUAUGGGCUUGUCAUCUUUGCGAUGGCGGCCUCGGUGACCCGGGAGUCUUUUUAUAACAACGUGAAUGUUAUACAAAUCGUCAAUGCUUCUGAUAGUGUGAUCCUUCUCGGAGAAUUCGCAACCAGUUUCUUUUCCGCCCUGAUGGGUGUGAUUGGAUCUGCUAAACUUCUUCAAGCUAUAGCGCGAGAUAGCCUCUUGCCUGGCAUGGGAAUCUUUGCCCAAGGCGCGCAGAAAACCGAUGAUCCCGUAUAUGCCAUCAUUGUGACCUUUGUGUUUGCCCAGGUCACAAUGCUUUUCGACAUCAAUCGCAUCGCAUCUUUUGUUACCAUGACCUACUUGAUGACGUUCCUUGUGACGAAUCUCGCGUGUUUCCUCUUGAAAAUUGGCUCUGCACCCAACUUUCGUCCGUCGUUCCAUUACUUCAACUGGCAGACUGCAGCGGCUGGAACGCUCGUCAGUGGGAUCAGCAUGUUUUUUGUAGAUGGAGUUUACGCUACGGGAUGUGUAGGCAUCCUGGUGUUUCUCUUCCUGCUGAUCCAUUAUACCUCGCCACCCAAGCCUUGGGGCGAUGUCAGUCAAAGUCUGAUCUAUCAUCAAGUCCGAAAAUACUUGCUUCGCCUGCGUCAGGAGCACGUCAAGUUCUGGCGUCCUCAGAUCCUGCUCUUUGUCAGCGACCUCGACAGGCAAUACAAGAUGGUUUCAUUCUGCAACUCGUUGAAAAAAGGAUCUCUGUUUGUACUAGCUCAUGUUCUUGUGACCGAUGACUUUUCAGCAGCUGUCCCCGAAGCACGUCGCCAACAGACAGCAUGGACAAAAUUUGUCGAGUAUUCCAAGAUCAAAGCCUUCGUCAACAUUGCCGUUUCCCCCGCUGCGGAAUGGGGUAUGCGAAAUAUUGUCUUGAAUUCCGGACUGGGCGGCAUGCGACCUAACAUCGUUGUGAUCGACCAAUUCCGAUCUGACCAGUCGCUUGUCGAAACCUUAUCUUUGAACAGUGGUCGCAAAGACUCGAGGUCUAGACGCCAUUCGAGCACGCGAACCGAGGAGUCCAGCGAGUCUGGGCCGGCAAACCCGCCCAUGAGCGGGCAGAGUUAUGUCACAAUCCUCGAAGACCUAUUGUUCAAGCUUCGGAUCAAUGUUGCUGUAGCUAAGGGAUUCGAAGACCUGGAGCUACCAGACCCCGGCGGUCGCCACACUAAGAAGUAUAUUGACUUGUGGCCGAUCCAAAUGUCCGCCGAGCUUGGGGCUGACAGUGAAAGCAAGCAAAAUGUGCUGACCACUAAUUUUGACACAUACACUUUGAUCCUUCAGCUGGGUUGUAUUCUUAACACCGUUCCCUCGUGGAAGAAGACAUACAAAAUCCGAGUUGCGGUGUUCGUGGAGUACGAGACCGACGUGGAAGAUGAAAGAGGGCGAGUUGAGGCUCUCCUUGACAAAUUACGGAUCGAAGCCGAAGUCUUGGUCUUCUGGCUUGCAUGUGGUGAUCUCCAGGCUUACCAAACCAUCGUGAAUGGCGACACUUCGGUUAUAGCUGAUGCACGAGAGAGGGUUAAUUCUGCUCUACAGGGGGAGGACUGGUGGCAAGGGGUCUUACGAGCUCGUGCCCUAGACCAAGACCCGCAGGAUUCGGAUAGAACCAGUGACAGUUUCCAUCUUGAUAGGUCAUAUACAUGGCAAGGACCAUCGAGCCAAGACAGCGGAGCCAAACCUUUGCACCAUCGAGUGACUGGCUUGAGGAAACUGAUCCAGUCUACUCGUCGCAGACGAUCUGUCUCCAGCUUCCGGGCUCUAGGAGGAGUGAACCUCGGCAUGCAAACGCAUCGCUUGCUAGAUGCGUUCGUCGACUACGACAGCUCCGAUAACUCGACUGAGGAAGACAGUGACCUAGAGGCGUAUGUCAGCGACCCAGAACCAGAGGACGGCGGAGAGGACAUAGUCAGCGCUCGAAAUGAGGCUGUACCCGUUUCCGGCUCUUCAAGACUCCUUGGCCGGUCCAAGACCGAUGAUUGCAGCCCUAGCGCAGACUCCCCUAGCACACCAUCCAACCAGAUAAUCCCAUCCAUAAUUGAGCCUGGCGACGAUGCUUCCCCCAAAAGCAAACCUUCAGGUCUACGGCCCCCCAUUAGCCGUUCUGCUUCCAGCAAUCGGUUCAGCUCCUCGCCCAUCCCCGAAGCCAAAGUGAACACUGAAGCUGAGGAGGGUAAUGGACCGUCUAUCAUGUUUGCGGCGCAAAACUCACCUCCACGAUUUGCAAACAAGCUAGAUUCUAUCUACGCUCGUCGCCCAUCUGCCGUGUCUCCCCCCUCCCCUGGUGCCCCAAGCAGUCCAUAUGCACAUACAACAGGAUACCCUGGUGUAGCAUCGGUCCCACUGUCUUUCAAUGAUCUCCCGAGUCGAGCACAGCAUUUGAUUCUGAACGAGUUGAUGGUCCAGCAGACAGGUGAUACCGCCGUUAUCUUCACGACUCUGCCGUCUCCCGUGGAGGGAACUUCGCUUAGCGCGGAUGACAGUGCGUCUUAUUUGAGCGAUUUGGACGUGCUAUUGAACGGCUUGCCCCCAUGUCUACUGGUGCACAGUAAUAGCAUGACCGUGACGAUGAAUUUGUGAUGAAUACAUGACGGCGAAUUAUACAGAACUGUACAUAGCACACGCUAGAUUUUUCAUUUUCAGUCUUAGAUUCAAUGUUGUUAGAAGUAUGUAUUUGACAGUAAUGUUAACCCAUGCACAUACUUAUUCUA
Molecule: messenger RNA, 3941 nt
Organism: Penicillium samsonianum
Lineage: Eukaryota; Fungi; Ascomycota; Eurotiomycetes; Eurotiales; Aspergillaceae
Product: putative cation chloride cotransporter
Exons: 4
Coding region: 1-3810 (1269 amino acids)
Biological process (GO): chloride transmembrane transport; potassium ion homeostasis; chloride ion homeostasis
Cellular component (GO): membrane
Molecular function (GO): potassium:chloride symporter activity
Source: RefSeq, a predicted model, not a curated record